AUGUCCGUCUCGCAAAGAUGUGAACUCCCGGUAUCGAUCGUUGACAGAAACUUUUGGGGGACGCUUAUUUCUCCCUUCACUAGCACAGGCUCUAUGGGGUAUCAUAGCGCAGCUGCGUUUUGGAACAUCGAUCGGCUUCUCCGCCGACGCAGCAUUCAGUAGGCAGUUGCAGCACUAGAGCAGAGAAUCAGUUGCCGUUCGUCUGUCAUACCGAACUGACGCGUAGUCCUUUUGUAUUCCAAGUGUGUGUAUGUGUGCGUGUGUGUGUAUGUGUGUCGAUGCAUUUCUGUGCGAUGGAAGAGACGACAGACACUCGCUGGCAGUGCUGGCCGGUGCACGAUGACAAGGAUGUUAAUGUCGAAAACUCUUUUGAAGAAACUCCUCUUCACUUGGUUAUCCGAAAAGGUGAUCCCGCUGCCGAACUGGUAAGGUUGCUUCUGAGACACGGAGCAGACGUCAACUUAGUCAACGCCGAAGGCGAAACUCCACUUCAGUUGGCUGUUCAAAACGAGAGAUGCAGUUACAAACUGAUCGAAUUGCUACUGGAACACGGAGCCGAUGUCGAGGCCAAGACAGCAGUUAACGGCAAUACCGCCCUGCACUGGGCCGCGGCUAACUCCUCGACUUCUUCUAAUAAAGACUACUACGAUAGUAGCGACUGUGGCAUCGUUGAUCUUCUGGUGAAACAUGGCAGCGAUGUCGACGCCGUUAACUCGACAGGCGAUACUCCUCUUCACUUGGCAGUGCUAAGUAAGAAAGAGUACCCACCGAUUGCCGAUCUACUUGACAACGGUGGCGACGUCGACGCGACGAACUUCAAGGGAGAUAGUCCUCUCCGUUUAUGUCUGCGAGAAGGAGGAUCCAAUACCUUGAUCAUCUACCUGCGUCGCCUCUUGAGAAAAACUAGGGACGUAAACGCCGACGACCCCAAGGGCCAGACUCUGCUCCACACGGCUGUCCAAAACAAAGCCUGCGCCAAAGUGACCUUCAUCAAAAUGCUUCUGGAUCACGGAGCUGACGUCGGUAAAAAAGACGCGAAAGGCAAAACCGCGUACCAGGUAUACCGUCGUGCUGUGCAGGCUAAAUACCGUCGCCGCAGACCGGAUCACAUGUUGGAGAUACUACUUCAGUCGAAGGAAAAGCAGCUCGCGAACUCGUCGUUGCACGUGGCCUGUAUGCUUCACAAGGUCGACUCGGUACGCAAGUUGCUGAUGACGGGUGCUGAUAUCAACGAGCUUGGCAAUUUCGGCCAUCCGCCUCUGUUCUACGCUCUCAUCGCGGCGCCGGUCGACGUUGACAAUCCAGCUGACAAGUGCUCGACCGUGAAGCUGCUGCUUCAUUACGGUGCUGAUGUCAACCACAAGCUUCAUCGACCUGACGUGCCGAUGUCGACCUAUACCUGUUGGGAGAACGAUUACAACACCUCGCUCCUGAACUUACUGUUCCUAGGUAGGAGUUUAGGUUGGGCGCGGAAAUUGAGGCACGUCCUCAAUCCCAUCACCGUUGAGCACAUGGCUAAGCUCCUAACCCUGCACGAGGAACAGGUCGAAAGAGGCAGUAACGCAAAGGUGCUGAGUAAAUACAAUCUCCGGAUGAUAAAGUCACUCCCAUCAGUGUCGAUCAGCUUGAGAACUGGCUGCAUCAAAGACUUGAGAGCGAUGAGGGAGACCAAGGUAGGCGAGGUAUCUUUUUUGGACUUUCUGCUCGCCGGCGCGAAAGAGACCGAGAUUUACGCUGAUAACGAAGAGCUGCUCGAGGCGCUUCGUAAAAAAAAUUCCGCCUUUCCGAUCUACCAAGGAAUGCUGGAGGCGAAGCUAAUUGCCAUCGGUGGACUCGAGCGCCGAACGCGCGUUUGCACUGCUCAGGGUUUAUUUUCGAAAAUUCUUAUGUUAUUCAAAAGUGGACUGAACUUCAUUCGACGGAUUAAGACAAAUAAAGUAACGAAGACAAAGUAUAACGCAAUCUGACAUCAGUGUCUCAAUUAUUGUUGCGUUCAUCAUCAUCAGACUAUUGUGCUAAGAACUGUACUGUUUGUUACGUCCUUUUUUCUACCGUAGAAAUUAAUUGAAUAAAAGUUUUUAAUCAACUUA
This is a messenger RNA of Nasonia vitripennis (jewel wasp), 2090 nucleotides long. Its product is annotated as putative ankyrin repeat protein RF_0381. Gene Ontology annotation, molecular function: protein binding. Lineage: Eukaryota; Metazoa; Arthropoda; Insecta; Hymenoptera; Pteromalidae. Bases 279 to 1967 code for a protein of 562 amino acids. The transcript has a single exon. The record is from RefSeq and is a predicted model, not a curated record.